This is a messenger RNA of Anopheles cruzii, 1377 nucleotides long. RefSeq lists its product as uncharacterized. Bases 1 to 1377 code for a protein of 458 amino acids. The record is from RefSeq and is a predicted model, not a curated record. NCBI's taxonomy places the organism in Eukaryota, Metazoa, Arthropoda, Insecta, Diptera, Culicidae. The transcript has 2 exons.
AUGACUCGAAACACCGGAAAUCCUAUGGAAGCAUUAAUUCAAGAAAUCAGUAAUGACCAGUGUAAACGAGGGAAGGUUAAGGUUAAAAAGGUGUACCUAAACGAGGAUCCUUCCAAGGAGGAAACGGUCCAAUGCCCACGUUGUUUGCGGGGUAAUCAACAAUACAUGGUUCGCUAUAUGUACAUCAACCUCAAUGAAGCUAUUUACAAAUGUGAGGCUCCGAACUGUAUGUACCCGUUCAGGAAUUUCAAGUUCAAAAACUACGACGACAACACCGUGUAUCAGUACGAAGAGUUGCCGGACCACAAUCACCUGGACCUUGAUCUGCUGUGCUCGGACUUUACUCCAUGCAGCGUCUCCGAUUCUUAUGGCCGCGUUCCAGAGCAAUCCCUCGAUCAUUUCGGUCCAGUCGACUUCAAUCUCGAUUUCCCAUCGACCGAACCAGUUGCCCAGCAUCCAUUCGCAAACGCUUCCAAAUCUUUGCUAACCGAGCCCAAAAGCCAGGAUUUGGCAAACAAAUUCGAUGUCGGUCUAAUCGAUGAUAUCCUUCAGGACUUGUGGCCUUCAAAGUCCACCUCUACCCCACCACUAUCUAGCACAACAGUAUUGAUGCCAAAUAGGGAGAAGCAGCCCUCGGAAGAACCAAAAAGCACAACGAAGCCAAAUCAACCGACAUCCGGCCGAAAGCUGGAAAAAUGUUUGAAAGCAGUCCAGCAAACAAAUAAAAGCCUUCAAGAUGUUAUCUUUAAGGUGCCAACGCAAACGGAGGAAUCGCGUAAACGGGCGGUACACGUUGUAGAAUCCAUCACACCGACCAAGCUGCGAAUUAAGAAAGUUUCUGCACGCAAGCGAAGAAAGAUAAGUCCGCUUGCGAAAAGCAAGCCUUCCGAAAAGCCGUACAACCCGACCAUGGAAAUGGCCAGCGAUGCAAACAAACUUGUUCAAACGAAAGCUAUCACGCCGGUCGAAUUUUUAAACCAACUCAACACCCUGUCGAGGCCACCACCGCCCAGCAGCGUCUGUUCGGACAAGGCACAGCGGAUGCUCAGCUUCAUACAACGAAGCUUACAUAAUCGGCCACGGGAUGAUAGCGUGCCACACCAGUCGGUCGCGCAGGCCCCGCUGGUUACGAAUGAAUUGCAAUCGAUCGGCACACCAACCGUGUCGGAUGGUACGAUACAAAAUCAAUCCUUGCCGCCCAACGUACCCAUCUCCGGCACGGGAAAGCCAUCAACGUCGAAAGAUCUUGCUGCAAGCGCCAGUGUGGCCGAUGAGCUACCGCCUACACCUACAAUAGAAAAACCAGUCAUAGAGAUAAAAACGUGCGGAUCCGUGACUAACGGUGGAAUGGAACUGCUUAUACGCUUGUUAGAAUGA